UGAUUCGGCUAGCGUCGGGUGCCUGCAGUCUUCAGUAGCGGUUUAUGCCAGUUUUAGUAAAACAAUUUUUAGGUGCAGAAUUAAGGAGCAUACAUAAUUGGCGACAGCAUUAGGAUUACGUGGGAUUAACCCGUACGAUCCAACUGCACAGGAUCGAGGUGCAGUGUGACAAACUGCAGCCAUGAAUGAGGUGGCGCAGAUCAACAACUCAGUGCACUGGGAGUCCGAGCAAAUAGAUGAUAAUUUUGAUGCUGGCAAUAACUCAUCACGACUCUUUGAACGGUCCAGAAUCAAGGCCUUAGCAGAUGAGAGAGAAAAUGUCCAGAAGAAAACAUUUAUGAAAUGGGUGAACUCGCAUCUUGUGCGUACUGGAAACCGCAUCAGCGAUCUGUAUGUCGAUCUCCGAGAUGGCAAGAUGCUGAUGAAACUGUUGGAGGUGUUGUCUGGAGAAAGACUGCCUCGGCCAACCAAAGGAAAGAUGAGGAUUCACUGCCUAGAAAAUGUUGACAAAGCACUUUCCUUCCUCCAUGAACAAAGGGUCCAUCUUGAAAACAUGGGUGCUCAUGACAUUGUCGAUGGGAGCAACAGACUCACUCUAGGUUUGAUAUGGACCAUAAUCUUACGUUUCCAGAUUCAAGACAUUACAAUAGAAGAGACUGACAACAGUGAAACCAAGUCAGCCAAGGAUGCUUUGCUGUUGUGGUGCCAGAUGAAGACUGCCGGCUACCCGAAUGUCAAUGUUCGCAACUUCACUACGAGCUGGAAGGACGGCCUUGCCUUCAACGCUCUCAUUCACAAACACAGACCUGACCUCAUUCAGUAUGAAAAGCUCCAGAAAUCCAACGCCAUGCACAACCUGGACAAUGCCUUCACUGUGGCUGAGGAAAAGUUGGGACUUGCCAGGCUUCUUGAUCCUGAGGAUGUCAAUGUGGAAUACCCUGAUGAGAAGUCGAUCAUCACAUAUGUGGUUACAUACUACCAUUACUUUUCAAAGAUGAAAGCUGACUCGGUCCACGGGAAGCGUAUUGGGAAGGUAAUUGACAAUGCCCUAGACUCUGAGAAAAUGGUUGAAGAAUAUGAAGGUUUGACUUCAGACUUGUUGGAAUGGAUAGAGCAGACAAUUGUCAUUCUGAAUGACCGACAGUUUGCCAACUCCCUCACUGGCGUACAGCAACAAUUAGCAGCCUUCAGCACCUACCGUGUAGUGGAAAAACCUCCCAAGUUUGAUGAGAAGGGCAACCUUGAGAUCCUUCUGUUCACCCUUCAGAGUAAGAUGCGAGCUAACAACCAGCGUCCAUACUUUCCGAAGGAAGGGAAAAUGCUUUCGGAUAUAAACAAAGCCUGGGAAAAACUAGAAAAAGCUGAACACGAGAGAGAACUUGCCCUUCGAGAGGAAUUGAUCAGACAAGAGAAACUGGAACAGCUUGCUGCUCGAUUUGACAGGAAGGCUGGAAUGCGUGAGACAUGGUUGAGUGAGAACCAACGUUUGGUUUCUCAGGACAACUUUGGACGUGAUCUAGCCGCUGUUGAAGCAGCCACCAAGAAACACGAAGCCAUUGAGACGGACAUCAACGCCUAUGAGGAACGAGUUCAGGCAGUUGUGUCUGUGGCAAACGAACUUGACCAAGAAAACUACCAUGAUAUAGACAGAAUAAAUGCAAGGAAAGACAACGUCCUGCGUCUAUGGAAGUACCUGCUGGAGCUGCUCCGUACCCGUCGAAUGAGACUCCAGAUGACGCUCAACCUGCAGAAGAUCUUCCAGGAAAUGCUCUACAUUCUCGACUGGAUGGAAGAAAUCAAGGCUAGACUGAUGUCUGAAGACUAUGGAAAACACUUGAUGGGUGUGGAAGAUCUUCUACAGAAACACAGUCUCCUGGAGGCCGACAUUCACGUUGUUGGUGAACGGGUGAAGAUGGUUAACAACUCGGCGUCUCAGUUCAUUGAUGACGACUCCCAGGAGCUGGGAGGCUUCCUUCCGUGUGACCCUGAGGUGGUAAAAGAAAGAAAGUCCACUUUGAACGCUGCAUAUGAUGAACUGAACGAGCUUGCAGCAGAGCGCCGUGCCCGGUUGGAGGAGUCGCGAAAGAUGUGGCAGUUCUACUGGGACAUGGCUGAUGAGGAGGGCUGGAUCAAGGAGAAGGAGCAGCUGAUGUCAUCGCCUGACCUGGGUCAUGACCUCACCAGUGUCCACCUGCUACUCAACAAACACAAGGCCAUGGAAGAUGAGAUGACUGCCCGGCACAGUCAUCUACAGUCCGUCCUUGAAGUUGGCAAUGACCUCAUCAAUGCUGGGAAUUUCGGUGCAGACAAGAUUCAGUCUCGCACAGAUGAGAUCAACCAACAGUGGGAAAGUCUCAUUGACUUGGCUGCAUUUCGCAAAAAGCGCCUUAAUGAGGCUGUCGACUUCUAUCAGUUCUUUGCUGAUGCCGAUGAUGUUGAUGUCUGGAUGGUGGACACGCUGCGUCUUGUUUCAAGUGAAGACGUUGGCAAGGAUGAAGCCAGCGUUCAGUUCUUGUUGAAGAAACACAAAGAAGUGACUGAUGACCUUAAGAACUACCAGAGUGUCAUAGAAGCUCUUCAUGAACAAGCUACGAACCUCGGAGAACAAGACCGUGAAUCACCAGAUGUCCAGAGUCGUCUUGGUAGCAUCGACCGCCGUUAUCAAGAACUUCUGGAGUUGGCCAAGAUCCGCAAACAGAGAUUGCUUGAUGCUCUUUCGCUUUACAAGCUCUUUAAUGAAGCAGAUGGAGUUGAGACCUGGAUUGAUGAGAAGGAGAAAUUCCUUACUACGAUCAUUGUAACGGAUGAUAUUGAAGAGCUUGCAAUAAUGAAGCACCGUUUCGAAAGCUUCAAGAAUGAGAUGAACUCUUCUGCGUCGAAGGUGGCCGUCGUCAACCAGCUGGCAAGACAACUUCUUCAGGUGGAGCAUCCUAAUGCUGAAGAAGUGGUCGCCCGUCAGAACAAGCUCAAUGGAAGCUGGAACAACCUUCGUGAAAUGUUGGACCAGAAACGUGAUGAAAUCAAUCUUGCUCAUGGACUUCAAAACUUCCACAUUGAAUGCAAUGAGACAAUUAGCUGGAUUCACGAGAAGACCAAAGUGAUUGAAUCCACGGAGGAGUUAGGAAAUGACCUUGCUGGUGUCAUGACCUUGCAGCGCAGACUCAGUGGCAUGGAGAGAGAUCUUGCCGCCAUUCAAGCCAAGCUGGAGUCUCUACAAAAUGAAGCGGAAAAGCUUCAAGACGAGAAGCCAGAAGAAGCCCAGGCUAUUCGGGAGAAAAUUGCAGAGAUCAACAAUGUUUGGAUGGACCUCAAAGAAAUGUUGAAGGAGCGGGAUGAGAAACUAGGAGAGGCUGGAGAACUGCAGCGGUUCCUGGGCAGCCUGGACCACUUCCAGCAGUGGCUGGCUCGCACACAGACAGCCAUCGCCUCUGAGGACAUACCCAACAGCCUUGCUGAUGCAGAGAAACUGCUCAACCAACACCAGCAGAUCAAGGAUGAGAUCGACGCAUAUGCGCCUGAAUAUGCCAAGAUCAAGGAGUUUGGUGACAAGGUGACUGAGGGCCAGGAGCAUGAUCCACAGUACAUGUUCCUCAAACAGCGUCUUCAAGCCCUUGAUGAUGGCUGGAAGGAGUUGCACCAGAUGUGGGAGAACCGACAACAGCUUCUGUCACAGAGCCUCAACUACCAGAUGUUCCUUCGUGACGCCAAACAAGCGGAAGUUCUGCUCAAUCAACAAGAGAAUUUCCUGUCGAAGGAGGAUGUGCCCAGUACAGUUGGCCUAAUAGAUAGACAGAAUUCUGUCCAGCAAGCAGAGAAUCUGAUCAAACGCCAUGAAGCGUUUAUCACCACAAUGGAUGCCAAUGAUGAGAAGAUCAAUGCAGUACUACAGUUCGCUGACCGACUCAUUGAUGAGAACCACUUCGCUGCUGACAAAAUACACAAGAAAGCCGAGAACAUCAAUGAAAGACGAAACAACAACCGUCAGCGAGCCGAUGACCAACUGGAGCGUCUCAAAGAUCAGCACAUGCUGCAACAGUUCCUGCAGGAAACUGACGAGUUGAGCGACUGGCUUAAUGACAAGAUGGCUGCUGCCCAAGACGAAUCGUACAGAGAUGCCAAGAAUCUUCACAGCAAGUACAUGCGACACCAGGCUUUCGAAUCGGAGAUUGCUGCAAAUAAAGAGAGACUGGACCACCUUAUCCAGGAGGGUGAGGCUCUGAUGCGUGAGAAGCCCGAAUGCUGUGAACAGCUGGAGCCUAUCUUGAAGAAACUCAACGAACAGUGGGCCGAGCUGGAGGAGACGAGCAAGGCGAAGGGAGAGAAGCUGUUCGACGCCAAUCGCUCGGUGCUCUUCAAACAGAGCUGUGAUGACGUUGACGGCUGGAUCGAUACCCUCGAGUCGCAGGUUAUAACAUCGGAGGACUUCGGCAAGGACCUUACCACUGUCAACCUUAAUGUCCAGAAGCAAAAUCUGCUGGAAAGCCAGAUGAAGAUCAAGGAACAACAAGUGAUGGAGCUUGAGGUCCAGGCCCAGCAGCUGGCACAGAAAGAACCGGACCAAGUUGAAGAGAUCGAACGAAGAAAGGCUAUUGUAGCCGAGAGGUUUGCCAAGAUCCAACAGCCACUGAUUCAGCGUCGUAAUAUGCUCGAGAAGGUGAAACGUAUACACCAGUUUAUGCGGGACAUUGAGGACGAGAAACUCUGGAUUGAGGAGAAGAUGCCUCUUGCCACAUCUACAAAUUACGGAAACAGCUUGCACAGUGUCCAGCUUCUGACCAAGAAAAACCAUUCUCUGCAGGUUGAGAUUGACAACCAUGAGCCGCGGGUGACAGGAAUUGUGGAGGUGGGCCAGGAGCUGAUUGACGAAGAGCACCCACAGUCGGAGGAGUUUAAGGCCCUCAUUGAUGACUUGAUGCGUCGCUGGCAGGAACUCAAAGAUGCCACCAGCGCCAGGAAGGAUCGCCUUAGGCUGUCGGAGAUUGCACAACAGUACUAUUUUGAUGCCUCUGAAGCGGAGGCGUGGAUGAGUGAACAGGAGUUGUACAUGAUGGGAGAAGAGCGAUCCAAGGACGAGAUUGGUGCCCAGAAUAUGAUGAAGAAACACCAGAACCUGGAGAAAGCCGUCGAGGACUAUGCUGACGUGGUCAGACAACUGGGCGAGCGCAGUCGAAACCUCAUGGAAACCGACCAUCCUGAAAGUGACCUUAUCAACGUCCGUCAGUCACAGGUGGACAAGUUGUAUGCAGGCCUUAAAGAUUUGGCUAACGAGAGACGAGGUAAAAUUGAAGAGGGGCUAAAACUGUUCACACUCCAGCGUGAAAUUGAUAACUUGCUGUUGUGGAUUCAAGAGAAAGCUAUCGUCGCUGGCUCCAAUGAGCCUGGACAAGACUUCGAACAUGUUACACUUUUGAAGGAACGUUUCAAGGAGUUUGCCCGUGAAACUGAGAAUGCCGGUCAAGAGCGUGUGGCGUUGGCCAAUGAAAUCUGUGAUAACCUGAUAGCUCUGGACCAUACCGAUGCACCUAGUGUAGCCGAAUAUAAAGACACUGUUAACGAGGCAUGGACGGACUUGCUCGAGUUGAUAGACACACGCACACAGGCUCUGCAGGCCUCCUGGGAGCUGCACAAAUUUUACCAUGACUGUAAAGACACUAUUGAGAGAAUAUUCGAAAAGAAGAACUCUAUUCCUGAGGAGUUUGGUCGAGAUGCCCAAAGUGUUGCAGCUCUGCAGAGGAAACAUGCAAACUUUGAAAAUGAUCUUGUAACCCUUGGUCACCAAGUUGAAGCGAUCCAAGCCGAGUCUGUCCGCCUUCAGGCUGCUUAUGCAGGUAACUUGAUGCAGGAUAUUCAAGGCCAUGAGGCGGAGGUGGUCAACGCCUGGCGCAAUCUGCACAUCCUGGUGGAGACGCGCCGCGUUAAACUGGCUGAUGCCAGCGACCUCUACCGCUUCAUGCAGAUGGCUCGUGACCUCAUGCUCUGGAUGGAUGACAUCACGCGGCAGAUGAACACUCAAGAAAAACCAAGAGACGUGUCUGGUGUUGAGCUGUUGAUGAAUAAUCACCAGAGUUUGAAGGCAGAAAUUGAUGCCAGAGAGGAAAAUUUCACAAUUUGUAUCAAUCUAGGAAAAGAUAUACUAGCUCGCAAACAUUACCGUUCAGAGGAGGUACGUGAGAAGCUCAUACAGCUGACUUUACAGCGACUCGAUAUGACAGACCAGUGGAGUGGUAGAUGGGACCACCUGCAGCUCAUUUUGGAGGUGUACCAGUUUGCACGAGAUGCUGCAGUCGCAGAGGCUUGGCUAAUUGCCCAGGAGCCUUAUCUACAGAACAUGGACUUGGGAGAAACUCUGGAUGCUGUAGAAAACUUAAUAAAGAAACAUGAAGCCUUUGAAAAAUCUGCUGCUACCCAAGAAGAACGAUUUGCAGCUCUUGAGAAGUUAACAACAUUUGAAAUGCGAGAGCGACAGAAGCGACAGGAAGAGGAGUAUGGCAAAGAACAUCCGGAGGAGGUAGCCAAAGCAAAGGAAGAUAAGAGAAGGAAACACAUACAAGAGUUUCUGCCUCCAGAGCCAGAACCUGAGCCCGAACCUGAAGUGGAACAGCCACAGCCCUCACCAUCGGAUGAAGGAGUCUCGGAGGAGCCCCAGGCUCUCGUUAACGGCGAGAAAGAGUCUGAAGUAGAUAUUCGUGAACAAGAAAGUGCGAAGCCAUCGGAGAAGGCAAUCUCUCCGGAAAAGGAAGAAAUUGUCAAAGCGCGAGAGUCACCGCGCCACACCAAAUCGCCAUCCUCGCCAAUAGACAAGGAGAAGAAGCGAUCUCGUUCCAAAUCUCCAUUUGGGAAAUUGUUUUCACGUAAAAAGGAUGAGGAGGCGAGUGCCUACCCGGCGUUUGAAGAACAAAGCCCAUCCGGAUCAGUGGAGGCAGUGCACUAUGAAGGAACUCUUUCCAGAAAACACGAAAGGGAGGUGAAUGGCAAAAAAGCCAGCAGCAGAUCUUGGGACAAAUUGUAUAUGGUGCUACAUGGAGCUUCCCUUUCCUGUUAUAAGGAUAUGAAGCAUGCUAAGUCUGAUCCCAAUACUCGGAUCCACCACGAGAGUGCUAUAGAUCUAACUGGGGCGUCCUGUACCGUGGCCUCAGACUACACCAAGAGACCAUUUGUGUUCCGCCUUACACUUGCCAGCGCUGCAGAGUAUCUGUUCCAGGGAAAGGAUGAGAAUGAACGGGACAUAUGGAUUGCUAAACUGAACCUGACGACGGGAGCGGAGGGAACAAGUACUCCACUGAAGGCCCAGUCACUGCCUGCACGAACAGAGCCACCGAAAGACGAACACAAAAAGAGGGGCUUCUUCACAAUGAAAAAGAAAUAGACUCAUUCUUAAGCACUUUUCAGUUUUAUAGCUUGAAAGGAAUCUCUAUUGCCAACUUUGGACAUGUGUAAUGUGGAUUACGGACAAAAUGAAUUUUAGUCGAGAGUUUCUUGGGGCUUUUGGGGAAUAAUAAUUAAAUCAUUUUGGUGUCCGUUGAACAUGGCAAUAUUCUGAUAGAUUUUUUAAUAUUUUGGCAAGCUUAGCUUUUAUGACUGCAAUUGUUUUAAGACUAUUUUUACUUAAAUGUGGGAUUAUAUACAUACAUACAUAUAUAUAUGUGUGUGUGUGACCUCGAGUGGAUUUCAGUUACAACUGUUGAGGUUGUCUGGACACCGACCAUUCCGAACAGCAAACCUCUUGUCAUCUCUGAUCUCCACAUGUCUUGGGAUAAACUACCGAUCAACUAGCUCUCUUUGACAAAAUACAGACAAAAUAAACAUCAACAAGAUAUAUAUUCAUCAAGUAAUGCAUUUGGUAUGGAAAAUACAUGCAUACAAUUUUUUAAAAUUAUUAUUAUUAUUACAUGGAAUUUACAAAUUUUGAAACUUAUUCAAGAUUACCAUGAGCUGAAGACUGUUUGCUGGCAGAUUAUGAAUAUAAGGUUUUAAGAGGAAUGAUAAAACAUUAUUGCUUCAUUCAUUCAUUCAUUCAUUCGUUCGUGUAUAUUCAUUCAUCUGCCACUAUGUUGCUGUAUGUUACUUCAUUUCUCCCUCUGUUCAUUCAUGAUAUUCCUCUUUUGUGUUGUCUGCAACAGUUUGUUGGACAUUACAGAUGAGUACUUGAGUAGUGUUGCCUCUGAAUGUUGCAUUCCAUCUAUGCAAGGCAGACAUGAUCAGCAUGCCAGUGGUGAACGACGACCUCGUCACAUCACGGACCUGGUAUUAUUCUGCCAGCAAUCAGGACGUCGCCAGAUUCGGAUUCAUUCAUUCAUAAAGACAGAUUUUCAUGCUCGUAGUGUUUUGUCAACCUUUUUUUUGUUUUUGGCUGCUAUAUUUUCUAGCAUGGCAGCAGCAGUGUUGUGACUUGUGCAAACCAACAUCCUUGUUUUUAUCUUUAAUUUUGUUACCAUUACAAUUUUGUUACUUGCCUCCACUGCUUGUUACGAGGCUAUGUACAUGUAGAUAGUGUAAUGUAUGCGUGUUGUAAUUUUAAGACAUUGUAGUGUCAAUAUAUAUAAUAUAAUAUAUAUAUAUAUAUACAUGUCUCUGGGAAGCAUAGUUUGUUGACUGUCAUUGUUGGGUUGUGUUUCUUGUUGAAUUGACUGCUAUGCUGCCAGUAUGGGAUGUGACGGUGCAGUGUAUAGACUAGAUUCAAUAAAAUAUCUUAUCAUAGGGUUCUACUUUAAAUUGGUUUUAGAAACUAGCAUUUCUUGAUAAAGUGACUGCAGUUGGCCAUUUAAUUAUGAUGGUAUUUAAUAUUGCAAUACAAUACAACGUAGACUGAUAAUUAUUGCAACAAAAGACCUAAGUAUAAUUUUAAAAAUUUCAACUGAAACAAAUGACCAAUUUAACAAUAGGAUGGCAGUAUAGAAUUGUGGGUCAGAUUAUACAUAGACAUUUGAUGUGAGUGAAUAAUGUGGCGACUAAGAAAACGCAGAUGAGCAUGAUUGAAAUGUUCCUUAUGAAGAAGGUUAUUCACAUGAUUAUUUACAUAGACACUUUUGUGUCCGGUAUGCAGCAUCAUGAUGCUACAUGCCGAUAUUGUCGUAAUUACUAUCACUCCAUGUUGUAGUACAUAAAAUCACUCUAAACUUUGCUCAUUCUGUUAUUGCUAUGUGCAAUUAAAAUAGCAUUAUGAGCAUUUUCAAUAUGAAAGUAUUUAUCAACUUCGUAGUUUUAUUAUUAUUCCCUAGAGGGCUAGCGACUUAAUAAAAAAAAAAUAUGCCACGUCUUUAAAUGGACUAGAGGUGGACUAUAAAAAUUACCUGUUAACCGUGUCUGAGAAUGUGGUAUUUAUCCACUUGUUAAUCAUUUACAUUAUUUCAAUAAAAAUUUCACUGUAACAUCAAUAUCCAGAUGAUCAAAUAAAAAUAAGAUAAAAUAUGUGGUAUCCAAUUUUCUGUGCAUUUUUUUAUUUAUCGGUAUGACCCAUAAUUUCUUUUUCACCAUUAUUUUCCUGUUAUGUUUGGCAAAUUGGGAAGGCCAAUGAUGCACGGGCCGAUCAAUAUUAGAUGAAAAAUGUAGUUGCGGAGUAUAUGCUGGUGAAAUCAUAUGAUUAGAAGUGUAUUUAAUAUUUACAUCGCUAGCAUGACUAUAGUGGACAUUUUGUAACUUCAUUAGAAGAUUCUGUGAAUUCAUUUGCUUCUUCUUAUUCACCCAGAGAACAGUGCCUGAGUAAGUAGAAAGUAUUGUGUCAAGGAUCCCAGCAAGUCUGACAAACAGCUACCAUGACUGGUUAGUUUUCAACACUCUGGACAGAUUGUAUUUGAAACGGCCACUAGAAAUAUUAUUUACAAUGUAGCUAUCUUCCUCAUUGCAUGUAGGUAUACAAGUAGUAGCAUCAUGUCACCCGGCAAACUAUUAAUCUGCUUCAUAAUUUUAAUUGGGAAAACUAAAAUCAUCUGAAUAAUGGCAGUGUUAGAUGUCACUUCACACCUUUGGCUUUUUUGUGCUCUUUCCAUCUAAAGAAGGCUUGCUUUUACCAGAUUUUGUAUUUGCUUAAAAGGUAUAAACAAUAAAUCAUAAAUAUUUCAA
Messenger RNA from Gigantopelta aegis, 10059 nucleotides. Its product is annotated as spectrin beta chain-like. The coding region runs from base 182 to 7366 and encodes 2394 amino acids. Gene Ontology annotation, biological process: actin cytoskeleton organization. Gene Ontology annotation, cellular component: cell junction; cortical actin cytoskeleton; spectrin. Gene Ontology annotation, molecular function: actin filament binding; phospholipid binding; structural constituent of cytoskeleton. The transcript has 49 exons. Lineage: Eukaryota; Metazoa; Mollusca; Gastropoda; Neomphalida; Peltospiridae. The record is from RefSeq and is a predicted model, not a curated record.